UUGACAGCCCCAUCCAAGGGUUGUACAACGGAACCUAUGCUGGACACUCUUCAAUAUGACACGACUGCGACUUGUCUGUCUGCUUCUCCUCUGUACCAAAUACGCUUCUGGAGAUUGCCCCGACACCGAAACAAAUGUAUUCAGAAUCUGCCAACAGCCCUCGUCCCUCUUCAGAGGCAAGUCGGGAAGCCUGUUUGUGAGCCCCGACGAUGUUGUCCGCCUGGUAUCCUGCAGGUGUACCAUUGAGGGAAAUACGACCAACAUAUUCAAUCUUAUACGUAACAAAUUUGACAAUGCCAACCCGUUCAACUACACCAUAAAUAACGGCUCCCAGUUUCUCAGAUAUGAUGAGGAGACGAAACUCCUCCAAUUUCCCUCAUUCAAUACGAAGAACAUCACCUUGGCGCUGGAACGUAAAAGGAACACUUCAGAAAGGAAUACCAACCAUAGGAUCUGUUUCGAUUUCCAGGUGAAUAAUAAAGAAUUUGUGACGAUUGACUGUAAAGCAUCUUUAAUUAAGGAAGAGGAUCCACUGACCCAAGAAAAGCCAGCGUCUCUCGGGGUCAUCCUGGGUUCUGCGUUCACUGUCUUCAUCCUCAUAGACAUCGCCAUAUUUGCAGGCAUCUAUAUUCUUGUAAAACGACGCAUCCUAAAUACAUCACUACUCCGACCUCGUGUCACCGUCACCGCCGACAAGAACGAUAUCUCCUGCAGGCGGGCGAACACGGGGAAUACUUAUGUUGGAAUAACGCCGUCCAGCGAAUAUGAACCUUCUGAAGUCAAUGACGUCAUGGGUGAAUACGAGACAGCAGAGCCAGAACCCUUCAAACCGCCGAGACCAUUGCUUCCGGGAGCGAAACCGAAGUCUUGGUUUCAGUUUAAACGAUCUCCAAAGGUCAAGUUCUCUGUGGCGCAACACCAGCCACCAGACAAUGAAUACGAAGAUUUCACUCAAUCGCCUGAGGUCAAGGCACAUCAACCCGUGGCAUCAUUUGAACCUGAUUCCUACGAAAAUUUAAGUGAACCCACAAAGAUCCUCAAAACUCAACCCGGCGGUCAAACUGACAGACUGAGGCAGAAGCCUCAAGUUGCUCUAAAACCGAGUGCUAAGAAGGCAGUGAAGUCUGUUCCUAAGGACGACUGGGUUCCUGCUGAUGAAUACGAAGAGGUUGAAGUGUCACAGGUACCAAGAGAGCAAUAUGCCAAGAAUCCUAAAGGCUAUGCGGAUAUGAGCACCACGACAAAGCCCAGUCAAGGUCAAACUGACAGCCCAGGAACGAAACCCACGGAAUGUUAUGAAGAAAUGGAGGCCGCUUCACCCAUCAAUAAGUUGAACAUGAAAACUCAAGCUGGUUCAAAUGUACGAACAGGAUCCCCUAACCGGAACAGAUCCCCGAAGGUAAAAAGUCCCGCUGCUAACAGUGUGGUAAAAACACCAGUCAAACCUGUUCAAGGGAAGGUCGUACCUGCAGUUGUGCCCACUGAGAUGUAUGACAACAUGGAGAUGUUCCCAGCACGAAAGGAAAGAGUACCCAGUGAUAGAGGUGGUGAUCGCCAAGCUACCCCGAGAAGGCAGCGAACCAGGACAGAGGUGCAUGCUCCUACCCAGACGUACGACAACUUUGAUCCGAUCGCAGAGAUGAGGAGAAUUGCUAGAGCAGAGAGUCUUCGGAAGGGGACUUCCCGACGGGAUGCUGGUGUCAAUAGGGAGUAGGUGUCUGGGCCCCGAUCCACAAAACAGUCGUAGCGCUACGACAUUCGUAAGCUUACGAGAAACGAUAGAGUUACGACAGGUCGUAACGUUGCGAAAGCUUUAAAGGUGUCGAGGAGAUGAAGACGUUAGCAAGCUGAUGAUAUCAGAAUAUAGACUGGAUGUGCCAAUAAAUGGAUUGUGCCAGUGAACAGGAAGUUUCCGUGUAAAACGGACCGUCCAACCUUCAACAACAUCGGAUAUACUGGACUAUGCAAUUUGUUAUUGUGGUGUUUAGUGUGAACUGGUUCCACGAUUGGUAUGCGUGGUGUUCAUAGAA
Molecule: messenger RNA, 2030 nt
Organism: Haliotis rubra (blacklip abalone)
Lineage: Eukaryota; Metazoa; Mollusca; Gastropoda; Lepetellida; Haliotidae
Exons: 6
Coding region: 56-1714 (552 amino acids)
Source: RefSeq, a predicted model, not a curated record